Colletotrichum godetiae is the source of this 1851-nucleotide messenger RNA. RefSeq names its product malic enzyme. Bases 1 to 1851 code for a protein of 616 amino acids. NCBI's taxonomy places the organism in Eukaryota, Fungi, Ascomycota, Sordariomycetes, Glomerellales, Glomerellaceae. Gene Ontology annotation, biological process: malate metabolic process; pyruvate metabolic process. The transcript has 5 exons. The record is from RefSeq and is a predicted model, not a curated record. Gene Ontology annotation, molecular function: NAD binding; malate dehydrogenase (decarboxylating) (NAD+) activity. Gene Ontology annotation, cellular component: cytosol; mitochondrion.
AUGGCUCCCACCAAGGACCGCAAGGAGUCCAAGUUCUCCCAUCUACCUCUGAGCACCAGCGGUCCCAUCAGCUGCGCCGUCACAGGCAGCGCGCUGCUGAACACCCCGUACCUCAACAAGGGGACGGCCUUCCCCGAGGACGAGCGCCGCGAGUUCAACCUCACCGGCCUGCUUCCCCAGAGCAUCCACUCCCUCGAUCAGCAGCUGCAUCGCGCCUAUGAGCAGUACAAGAGCCGCCAGGAUGAUCUUGCCAAGAAUACCUUUCUGACGUCGUUGAAGGAGCAGAAUGAGGUGCUGUACUACCGGUUGUUGCAAGAGCAUCUUCCGGAAAUGUUCAGUAUCGUGUACACGCCCACCGAAGGAGACGCCAUUCAGAACUUCUCGAGGCUUUUCAGAAGGCCCGAUGGCUGCUUUUUGAACAUUAAUGAUAUAGAUCGUGUCUAUCAUGAUCUCGCUCAGUGGGGGCGACCAGAAGAUAUUGACUACAUUGUCGUUACCGGCAUGUCUCCCUAUUUCGCCUCUGCCCCUUAUGGAGAAAAGAUCCUGGGUAUCGGGGACCAAGGUGUCGGUGGUGUCUUGAUCUCCGUGGCGAAGCUCGUUCUCACAACUCUGUGCGCUGGCGUUCAUCCCAAUCGGACUUUGCCUGUGGUGCUCGACUGCGGUACCGAUAAUGAGGAGCUCUUGAAUGAUGAUUUGUACCUGGGACUUCGACAGAAGCGUGUGCGGGGACACAAGUAUGACCGCUUCGUUGACGAGUUCGUCAAGGCUGCCAGGAGGCUGUAUCCCCGCGCUUACAUCCAUUUCGAGGACUUUGGUCUCACCAAUGCCAGAAGGAUUUUGGAUCAGUAUCGUCCCCACAUUCCCUGUUUCAACGAUGAUGUGCAGGGAACGGGAUGCGUCACUUUAGCGGCCAUCACGGCUGCUUUACACGUGAGCAAGCAGAAACUCACUGACCUGCGCCUGGUCAUCUUUGGUGCCGGUUCAGCUGGCGUCGGAAUCGCGGACCAAGUGAGAGACGCCAUUGCCGCCGAAGGAAACAUGAGCAAGGAGGAUGCUUCCAAGCAGAUCUGGUUGAUCGACAAGCCCGGCCUCUUGACCACCGACAGCGAGGUAUCCGCCGCUCAAAAGGGCUUCGCUAAGGACCCUUCAGACUGGAAAGAUACGGACACGUCUCUCCUCUCGGUCAUCAAGAGCGUGAAGCCCAACGUCCUCAUCGGGACCUCGACGAAGCCCAAGGCCUUUACGGAAGAAAUUGUCCGGGCCAUGGCCGACGGCGUCGAGCGGCCCAUCAUCCUCCCGCUCUCCAACCCAACCCGUCUUCACGAGGCCGUGCCUGAGGACAUUUACAAAUGGACCGACGGCAAGGCUCUGGUUGCGACGGGAUCCCCCUUCAAACCGGUCAAGGGCCCAUGGGGCGAAGGCGGCAAGGAGAUUGAGAUCGAGGUCGCAGAGUGCAACAACUCGGUCGUCUUUCCCGGCAUCGGCCUCGGCUCCGUGCUCUGCCGCGCUAGUCUGGUGACGGAUAAGAUGCUCGUUGCGGCUGUGGAGGGUGUCGCGUCGCUGAGUCCCGCACUCAAGGACCAGACGGCACCACUACUGCCUGGUGUUGACAUCGUCAGGGACGUGAGCGUCAGGGUCGCGCGAGCUGUAAUCAAGGCAGCUGUCAAGGAGGACGUGGCGACGGAGGAGGGGAUCCCGGAGGGGGACGAGGAUUUGGACGAGUGGAUCCGGGAGCAGAUGUGGUCGCCCGAGUACCGCCCGCUCAAGCUUGUUGAGUUUAGUGAGGCGAGUAGGGAGGCCAAGGGGGAGAUGAAGGUUGCUGGGAGCUUUAGCAGAGUUGGGAGCUGGUAG